Messenger RNA from Pyrenophora tritici-repentis Pt-1C-BFP, 618 nucleotides. The record is from RefSeq and is a predicted model, not a curated record. Lineage: Eukaryota; Fungi; Ascomycota; Dothideomycetes; Pleosporales; Pleosporaceae.
AUGUCAACAACAAUAGCAAACACUGGUUUCAGGCUGGGCGACGAGCAACAAUUUUCAGAUGCAAGCGACAGCGACCAAUCACAAGCCAGCCGGCGGAGCCUCUCGCCAUCGCGAACCAACGGUCAGGGACCGGUACCCGCGCCAAAGUCGAAGAAAAAGAAGCAAAAGGAACGACGCAAAAUGGGCGCACUGGCAGACGAACUAGUCGACGUCCUAGGUGAUGCCUUUUCGGCAAACAGCGCCGAUCCCAAACCGCAAACCGACUCGGCUCAGCCACCAUGCGGCGAUCAGAGCAUGGCGCUGGAUCCUGAACCUGCAGGAAAAAAGAUGAGCAAACGCACUCGUCAGAAUCUCGCCAAGAUGCAGGCUCGCAAAGAGAGGAAUCUGGCUAACCCGACCAUGAAAGAUAUCGGGGAAGACAAGACGCUUCAGGCGCAGGCUAAGGCUGCCGAGAGGAGAGGUUUGCCGCUGGACAAGUACCUCAAAUUGCGCGAGUCUGGCGCCGGCAAGAACGCUAUCAGGGCAUCUAGGAGGAAAAAGAAGGCCGAGAUCAGAGAGCAGAGAGCUGCUGCUGCUGCCGCUGCUGCCGCUGUGGGGGAUGAGAUGGAGAUGUGUUAA